AUGGAAUCCAGAAUGGGGGCUACUUCCCCGUUAGCAGCUUAUGAAUCAUACUCGAGAUCUUCUCCUGCGAGAUCGAUGGCCGAGUUAAAUACAAGACCUUCUCCAUUUAACACUAACACCCAAACUGGAUUGAAUCAGAGCUUUAAUCUUCAAAAAUUAACUAUGGCAGAAUUGACAAGCCAUCACGAUAUCUCGCCUCUUCUGGAUUCUGAAGUUGUGAGGUUUUUGCAACAUACUUUAGUGGGAAUAGAUUCAAACUUAGUCAUGUUUACCAAUAAUGGUUUAGAAAUCCCUCAUGGUUUCUCUAAUAGUCAUCAAUAUUUUUUGAAAGACUUGUUUGAGCUUGCACUUUUGUAUCGAUAUUUGAGCACAUAUGUUCACAAUACGAAACAAAUGGAAUCCCCUAUCAAAAGAGCAUUUCUUACAUCAGUGAGAUCAUACUUGGAAGAAUAUUCUUAUUUCAUUGAGAAUUUAUUCCACAAUAAUGACUUAACAUUACAAGAAGCAUACAAUGCAUGCUAUUAUCCUUGGCUAUUCCAGGUUCGUUUUAUAAAUACAUUAUUUAAGAAGUACUUCGAUACUGACAGAAACAUACCUGGUGAUCAAUUACUUUCUAAGAUGUAUUCCCUUAGCAAGUUUGGAGAUUUGAAUCUUUCUAGCCUUACAUUCCUCGGUCAUUGCAUGAAUCCGUAUUUUGAAAUAUUGGAACAUUGGCUUUUAAGAGGAGAACUAAUUGAUCACGCUAAUGAGUUUUUUAUAAGAUUUGAUGAAUCCAAAAUGAACUUUAAUGAGAUGAUAAUAUUUGAUGCUUCGAGAGUCCCACGAUUUUUCACUCUCAAAGUAGCCAAAAGAGUCUACCAUAUAGGUAAAAUGAUUACAUUCUUGAGUAAAGUGUGUCACGAACUUGAAUGGGUUGAUAAGUAUAUAUCCAGUGAAUCUGAAAUCAUUCAAAAAAAGAUACAGGGCUCAUUACAAUUCCAUGAUAACUUAGAAUCGUUGAUCGAUUCUUUGUAUCACCAACUUCUUAAGAAGUUUACAAGUGUGAUUCAUGGCUCUCAAAAUGAAUUGUUAAUUCAUAUUUUAAAUUUGAAAGAUAUUUUGUUGACAAAUCGAAAUGAUUUGAUUGAACAAACAAUUCGGAAAAGCUCUCCUUUACUUAAUCAUGUGGCAUCUGAUAUUUCGGGGUCAUAUUUGACUAGGUUGCUUAAUGAAUCUCUGUCUACUCUACUAGAAUCCAAGUUUCGUUACUUAAAUCGGAUUGACGCCAGACUCCUUACUAGUGACCAUGGUAGCAUUGGAUGGGAUGUUUUUACGUUUGAUUAUCGAUUGGAAGAUUUACCAAUUCAUCAUAUCAUCAAUUAUCGUGACUCCUUUAGAGAGUAUUUGAAAAUUUUUAAUUUUUUUUGGAAAGUUAAGCAUUUACAAUACUGUUUGGAUCAGUUAUAUCUUAAAACAUUUAAGAAAACUGUCUCGAAGACACCACAAACCUUAAGAUUACAUUUAAGGAACAUUUCCAUAAUCCGCAACCAAAUGAGUUUAUUUUUAUCGUUUCUUAUGUCUUACUUCUGUUACAAUAUAGUUGAAGAGCUGUUUCAAAAGCAUAUUGUACAGAAUUUGUUCAAGUCCAAUCUUGGAAACACACUGCAGCACAUAUUACUCAAUCGAUUUGUUAAAUCGGUAAGGGACAAUUCCAUAUCCACUAACAGUGAAGGAGGGAACAAAUCAUUAAAUGAUUUAACUAUGGACGAACUUGUGGAUCUUCAUACCACGUACUUGAAGAAUAUUACUUCGAAUAAGCUUUUGAGCACAGAACAUGUUGGCUCCCAUUCCAAGCAAAGUUUUAUCAUGACAAUAUACGAUAUAUUAACCACGAUUAACAAGUUUGAAGAAAGUAGUACAGUGUUUUAUGCUUGUGUUGAAGAAUAUGAACAUGAAGUUCUACUUAACCUGUCGCAGAUGUUGGAAUAUAACAACCCCAUAGUAACCUCACUGAUGGCACGUGCCCUACGUGAUAUUAACCAAAGAGGUAAAGAGUUAUACAAUGAAAUCUACCAAACUGAUGGGACCUAUGGGUUAGGCAAAAGUGCAAACUUCAUUCUUUCUUUCGAUUUGACCACGGAAAUAUGGAAGAAUGAAGAUGUUUAA
Lizanozyma spartinae is the source of this 2145-nucleotide messenger RNA. It is a transcript of the gene SPC98, whose product is annotated as Spc98p. The transcript is spliced from 2 exons. Bases 1 to 2145 code for a protein of 714 amino acids. Gene Ontology annotation, cellular component: centrosome; equatorial microtubule organizing center; spindle pole. Gene Ontology annotation, molecular function: gamma-tubulin binding; microtubule minus-end binding. Lineage: Eukaryota; Fungi; Ascomycota; Pichiomycetes; Serinales; Debaryomycetaceae. The record is from RefSeq and is a predicted model, not a curated record. Gene Ontology annotation, biological process: spindle assembly; microtubule nucleation; cytoplasmic microtubule organization.